CCAAUCUAGUUUCGGCAGGAUAAACCCUACCACAAAGAUGGAGGUGCCUCAGGAGCGUGUGGAGAAAAUUAAAGGAUUUGCUGAGGACCGCCGAAAGGCUGAGAAGUUCUAUGAUGAACAACGACUAAGUUCGUUUGAUAUUCAAGCUUAUGAGAAGAAAUUGGAUGAUACGUUGAGGGAGCUCCAAGACCGAGUCAGGCUCCAGGAGGAGGACCUGCGCAAGCUUCGCGCCGCCAAUGCCGAAGAUAUCUCAGAAAUCGGAAUUAAUCCAUCCUCUCGCGUCACGCAAGUACGACGAGCUAAGAAGGCUUAUGACUCGCUUCUAAAAUCGGAUACGGCUUUGCCAAAGCCAGAAUCGCCGCUGCCCUCCAUCAUUGCGCUCGACGAGACAAAACGUAUUAUCGACGAGAGUAAGAGUUCCAUCUCAGCAACAGCAGAGAGACUUGCGAAUACACGCCAACGUCUCAGAACCGAAGAGACGAAUUUGCGUGAUGCGCAGUCAAUAAGGGAUGGGCUACAAAAACGAAUAGCCAACAUCCGAAAAAAUAAGUCAAGUAGCCAUGAAAAAUUGCCUUCAGAUGCCGCACGCGAAUUGCUGGAGGAGCAACGGCGGAAGAAGAAGGAUAUUGAAAAAGACACCGACAGUAUAAGAGCUGCACUGCAUAAGUUUUGUGAUGAAGUCCUCGCAUCAAUGAUAGCAGCUGAAGACCUGGGAGGUCCAGCAGUUGGAGACGUUGCUGAAGUUUCUGACGCUAUCUUGGCAAGUGGUUACACCCGUCAUGGUAAACCAAAGAAGCCCAAGGCCGUGGACAAGGAUGAUCAGGGCAAUACCCAACAUCGGAUUGACGACAUGCUUCGCCGCCAAACCGGACAGCAGCAGAAUCAACCGUCAAAUAAGAGAGAAGUGGCGGCGACUGAGAUACAUGAACUUCUGGACACCCUACUAAAUGCGGGCUCUUCUUAUUCAGAACUGCCCCACGAAUCAGCAGCAUCUAGGUUUCUGGUAAGAGCCAAAGUUGCUCAAUUCCACCCACGCGAUGCAAGGCGUUUAAGGUUGAUCGAUUUCGGACGUUCCUUAAAUGAUUGAGUGAUGAGUGUACAGUUACGCCACCAGAAAGAUAUAAAAUUAGUAUAUAUAUGCCUCCAAACAAAUAGCCUGCAACGCCCCUGUAGGAUAUCAUGUGUAUGAACGAAGAUGAAGUCAAAGCAGAACGCCUAACAUGCAAUGCAAAAAAUAAUCAAUAGUAGUAUUCGUCCGGCAAGGUGUCAUCAAAGGUGUGAGUAAUCAAACUAUUUAGCAGUAAAAGCAAACAGGCCUCAAAUGGGCAUCAUAGCUAUUUGGCUGGUAGGUUUAUUUGGGUUGGCCUUCGAUUCUUUUCGCGCAAAGGAGCGACCUUGUGAGCGGUUGUGUGUUUUCGGGUUGCGCGAACCUUUCGUCCUUGGCUUUGGAUCGGUACUCC
This is a messenger RNA of Aspergillus versicolor CBS 583.65, 1460 nucleotides long. RefSeq lists its product as uncharacterized. Gene Ontology annotation, cellular component: nucleus. The coding region runs from base 38 to 1087 and encodes 349 amino acids. The transcript is spliced from 2 exons. Gene Ontology annotation, biological process: kinetochore assembly; mitotic sister chromatid segregation. NCBI's taxonomy places the organism in Eukaryota, Fungi, Ascomycota, Eurotiomycetes, Eurotiales, Aspergillaceae. The record is from RefSeq and is a predicted model, not a curated record.